CUUACAUCAUCAUCUUGGUGGGGUUUUAGCAUUAUUUCUUUUCUGUUUGGUUUUUUCAAACCCAGAGGUUUUUCAUUUCUAUCCACAAAACUCUUCACUUUCACCCAAAAACUCAUUAAAAACAAAAUCAUAAUUUAAAUUAAAUCAAUUCACAUCCUUUUCCUUUUGCAUUUUUCAGUUCGUGAUUUCAAAAUUCUCGUAGAAUCCGUACAGAUCUCUUCUCAAUUGAAGUGAUAUUGGUGUCACUGGCUCAUUGUACAUGAUCAUCACUUAUUGGCAUGCUACCUGAGGUAUGUCGUCGAAGAAGAGGCUGAACUAUGGUUUCAGUGGCUAUCAAUUUCCUGUUAUACCAAAAGCUCCUAGAUCAGUUAGAAGGAGACACUCGCAUAAUAAUUUGGACAAUAAUCAAAUUUGUGCAUUUGAAUUAUUGGCGGCUGUUGCUGGCGAACUUUUACAAGAGAGCGAAAGCUCUGCUUGUAGUAAUGCGGCGGAAGGAAAAGAUGAGCUUGCUGAUUGCAGGGUCGGUGUUAAAUGUGAGCAACUUAAAGAAGAUAAAGCUGUGAAAUCGGAGUGCUUCAGCCAGGGGAGUUGUGUAGAAAGCACUUAUAUACCAGAACCUGCAGCGCUAGAGCAGAAUCUCAAGCAUAGUUUGGAUAAGCCUAAUCAUGUAGAAAAUAAUAUUUUCCACAAACACAAUUGUAGUAUUAUGAAUGCUGAUUUUUCACAAAAAGACUGGUCUUGCGCAAAGUUGGAAAACUGCAAGAAGGUCGAUAGGGGUGGAAUGUUCCACUCUGAAGUAGAAGGCAGAUCCUCUAAUCUCGGGAAUGCAUGUAAUAAGAAAAUUGAGACAGUUACUCAAAAACAGUUAGAUGAUGACAGAAAGCAAACUGAUGACUUAACUGUGGCUAACUCUUGCAGUGUGAAGGGUCCAAUUGUGGAACAUGUGAAUAAUAAUGCCACAAUUAACUCAGACAACAGUGUACAGUUUCCCUUGUACAGGGCGGUUCCUAAGCCUUCUUUUGGAAAGCAAAGGAACAAUGUAAAGUUAGGUAUUAGAGAUGAUGACGAAAAUUCUUUUCGGUCUUAUAGCCACAGCAGUAAGAUAAGGGCCUUCAGGAAAACAUCACGUAUUGGAUACAGAAGAAUAAAAAGGAUUUUGACAUCUAGACACUGGAAGAUAGCUCCACAGCUGAAGGACUGCGAACGGUCAUGCUUCAAUAAUAGAGUGAAGUCCUUUUAUCAAAACAGGAAAAGAAUAUGUGCACUGGAAAGAUGCCGAGUUGAAAUUCCUUCAAAGAGAAGGAAAAUGUCUCACUAUAACUCUGAUGUUGCUUAUGACCAGCAGGCCAGUAGUGAAAGAAAAUCAAACUCACCUGAAAAGGGAAUCAAGAGAGAUAUUAUCCCGCAUAGAGGAUCAGGGGCUUCAGCUUCAGCUAAAAAUCAUCAAAAAAAGGAUCCUUGUGUAAAAUUUAGCAUCAAGUCCUUCAACAUUCCUGAGCUUUUCAUCGAGGUCCCUGAAACUGAAACUGUUGGUUCGCUGAAGAGGUCAGUAAUGGAGGCAGUAAGAUCUAUACUGGGAAAUGGAUUACGGGUGGGGGUGGUUCUCGAGGGGAAGAAGGUCAGAGAUGACAAUAGAACUCUACAGCAGGCUGGUGUCUCUCAAAAUGGCAACCUCGAUACUUUGGGUUUUACGUUGGAGCCAAGUUUUUACCCAGUUUCUCCAUCAUUGCUUUCUAAAGAUCCUCCUGCUUCAUCACCAUGUGUUGCUGAUCAUGAAUUAACUAGGCGUCCGCCUAGUCCUAUCUUGGAAUUAGAGCUUCCAAGUGCUUCGUCAGAUCCUUCAAAGACUAAGUUGGACAAGCAUGACGAAGAUUACCAUGAACUGGCGCAAUCACCUACAAAUCCUAUUGAUCCAACAAGUGAUGUAGCUAUUCCUGAUUCUAGAGCCGUGGUCAUAAUACCUCAUCUGAAUGCUGAGGCACUUGCUGUGGUUCCUGGGAGCCCGAAGAACAGUCGUUCUGAACUUUCACAGCGUAGAAUAAGGAGACCAUUCUCAGUUGCGGAAGUAGAAGCUCUAGUUGAAGCUGUUGAGCAGCUUGGAACUGGAAGGUGGCGUGAUGUCAAAAUCAGAGCUUUUGAGUAUGCUGAUCAUCGAACUUAUGUUGAUGUUAAGGAUAAAUGGAAGACAUUAGUCCAUACAGCAAGCAUUACACCACAACAGAGAAGGGGAGAGCCAGUGCCACAGGAGCUUCUGGACAGGGUCUUAGCUGCCCAUGCAUACUGGUCUCAGCAACAUGGGAAGCAACAUGCCGAAGCUCUAAAAAUGGCGGAUUCUCAGGUGCAGAACGUUGGGGCGUAGAGAAAAUAUGCUGAAAUAUUAUUGUAGGAAACAUGACGAUAAAUUGUAAAGAAAGUUUGCUUUUGAAUAACUAGUUAACGUUCACACACACAUCGAUUUACUGCCAAAUCUUCCUCUGUGACUGGGGGACAGGCAGUUGUAAAUGAUUCAAGUUCAAGGAAUAAAGCAGUAGUCUAACAGGCAUUAGGGAUCUCUUUAUUUUUGUUGGUUCUAUUCUUUCAGGUAAUUGUUAGGAUGGGAUAAGACUACGUAAAAAAUCAAAUGUAUUAUGUACAUUAAUGUUGUUUUUAGUAUUAUUUCACUGUCAUUAGCUGUGUAUUUCUUCUACCAGUAUUAGUUCAUUUACAUUUUGUACUUCA
Molecule: messenger RNA, 2718 nt
Organism: Nicotiana attenuata
Lineage: Eukaryota; Viridiplantae; Streptophyta; Magnoliopsida; Solanales; Solanaceae
Product: telomere repeat-binding protein 4-like
Exons: 10
Coding region: 293-2359 (688 amino acids)
Molecular function (GO): protein binding
Source: RefSeq, a predicted model, not a curated record